Zychaea mexicana is the source of this 705-nucleotide messenger RNA. Its product is annotated as YjeF N-terminal domain-containing protein. Bases 1 to 705 code for a protein of 234 amino acids. Gene Ontology annotation, cellular component: mitochondrion. The transcript is spliced from 3 exons. The record is from RefSeq and is a predicted model, not a curated record. Lineage: Eukaryota; Fungi; Mucoromycota; Mucoromycetes; Mucorales; Lichtheimiaceae. Gene Ontology annotation, molecular function: NAD(P)HX epimerase activity.
AUGUCGCUGAAGUUAUUGUCGCAAAAGGUAGCUCAAGCUAUUGACGAAGAGCUCAUGUCAGCCGCAGGGGGAUUCUCUGUCGACCAGCUCAUGGAGCUAGCGGGUCUCAGCGUAGCGCAAGCAGUGCAAAAGUCGUUUGAUAAAACGCAGUUCCCAAACAUCUUGGUAUGCGUUGGCCCGGGCAACAACGGCGGGGAUGGACUAGUAGCCGCUCGACACUUGUAUCAUUUCGGCUAUAAGCCUGCGCUGUAUUAUCCAAAGCAACCCAACAAGGACUUGUACCAGCGCUUGUUGACACAAUGUCGAAAUCUGGAACUACCUAUCCAUCAAGACUUUCCCGGUGACGGUCAUGCCGAUGUCCUUGUCGACUCAGUGUUUGGAUUCAGUUUCCACGGCGAAGUACGCGAUCCGUUCAAGGAUGUGAUCAAGACGUUUGAACAGACCAACAAGCCAAUCGUCUCGGUUGAUAUCCCAAGUGGCUGGGAUGUUGAGCAAGGGUGUACCGACCAAGUCAAGUUCCAACCGGAAGUCUUGGUAUCUCUGACCGCACCUAAAAUGUGUGCCAAACAUUUCAAGGGCAAGCGUCACUUUUUGGGCGGUCGGUUUGUGCCGCCUAGCAUUGCCAAAAAGUUUGACUUUCAAGUGCCUCCGUUCCCAGACAGUGAUCAGGUUGUCGAGCUAUCUACAAGUGAAUCAUCGCUUUGA